CAGUGAGGAGGCAGGGAGCAGAGAGUAGGGAGUAGUUAUUACUUUGGAUUUGGAGGAAGAAGAAGAAGAAGAAGAAGAACGUGACAGUCAAAUCUUGGUUCUUUCGUUCGUUCCUUCUUCGGAGAGCAGUUAUUGGGUUUUUUCUUGCCUUCUCCAUUAAUCUCCGUUGAUCUUGAUUUCUUCAUCUACGAGUUUUCUUCUUCAACUCCUUAUAUUGGAUGCUUGCGCCCUUUUUCAAUCUUCUUGAUCAGCUCCACACUACUCCAUUGACGACGAUAUUCCGCAGAGAGAGAGAGAGAGAAAGAGAUAUGAUCGUACGUCUUCAGCUAGUUCCAAUCUCCAUUGAUCUUGUUUUUCUGUGUUGAUCAUCACCUCAUCCUCGAUGAUCCUUUGAAUACUUCAAAUCGUCGUCUUGCAGUCCUUUUCAUCUUUCACUCUUUCUUUCUGUCUUCCUUUUUGGGUUAAAUCGUAGUCGUAAUCGUAAUCGUAAUCGUAAUCGUAAUCGUAAUCUACGGGUGCUGACCUAAGCUGUUCCAUCAGUUUUUUUUUUUUUUUUUUUUAUUAGUAUUAUUUUUAAGCUUCUUUAUUCCCAUUGUUCUUCAUGGAUGUUCAAAAGAGCCCAGGUCAGCAAGAACAAUUCUUGCUACAGAGGGAGCGAAAGGCCGAUAAUCUUCCUGGGUCUUGGUCAUCGAAGCGAUCGGUGUCCCCUAGCAAGAAGGCCCUACGGAUCAAGCUCAAAGUAAACAGUCACAAUGGUCACGGCGGCGCCUCAGAUUUCAGCAGUCAUGAAGAACAGAAGGGCCACACGGCCCACAAUCACAACCUCAACCAAUGCUCAGGAAAGGAGAAUCGAAUCUGCAAGGUCUGCAAAAAGGGCUUCAGUUCAGGAAGGGCUUUGGGAGGGCACAUGAGAGUUCAUGCACAGUUGGUGCAGGAGAAGAGACAGGAGGAGGAGGAGCAGCUGCCGCAGUUCCAAUUCCAAGAUAUCCUCCCAAUCUCCCCUGAUACUAACAAGAACAACACCACUACUCAGAUUAUCCCCAAUAAGCAUCACCAUGGAAACAACAAGAAAUCUGUCAUUGGCAGUUAUGGCGGCGCAGCUGGUAGGCCCAUGAACUCGAUGAACUCGAGAGCUCACAUUCAUCCCAAGUCGACGAAGAUGAUGAAGACGACUAUUGAUCAUAACAGCAAUAGCAGCGACCCUAGUUGUUUUCUUUGUGGAAAGAAUUUCCGAUCGAUGAAGUCGUUGUUCGGUCACAUGAGAUGCCAUCCCGAGAGGGAAUGGAGAGGAAUUCAGCCUCCACUGCCGCCAUCUCCAUCUGAUCCACCUCCACAGAUACUAGCAGCUCCCAAGACCACUAGCAUUUCCUCCGCCUCCACUCUCUCAGAUAAAGAUUCCAGUGGUAGUGCCUACCGGUACCAUCAUCACGGCGGAAAGUUAAAGACAAACACAACCACAGAUGAUCAUCAACUGGGUUCUUCCCUCUUGAGCACUGCCCGCUCAGCUAUUAAUCUUGCAAAAUCCCUCUCCAGCUGGUCCAUCACUGCUAAGAGGGGCCGCCAAGCCAUCCAUGCUGCUGUUCCUCCUCCUUCCGAUACCGCUUCCGCUUCCGCUUCCGCGGAGGAGCAGCAGCCUAUGCCCACCGAUGCCGACACCGACGCUGCCUAUCAACUUAUGAUGCUUUCUCACGACAAUCCUCUGUCUCCGGCUUUCCCAUCACAUUCAUAUCCAUACUCAAGCUCAGAUAGAAUUGAGGACCCUCUUCAAACCAUGGGGGACUUGUCAAAGAGGCGAAGAAGGGAUGACGACAAUGAGGACGGCGACGAGUCACAAUCAGCUGGCGCACGAAACUCAGAAUACCUACCUCAACCCAUCAUCAGGAAAAUCGAGGAGGACGACGACGACAAGGAAGAUGAGGGAGAGUUGGGCAGCAAGACCUCCACUGAUGAUGAUUACAGCUCACUCAUCCGAGGCCAUCGACCAGAUGAGUCCGAUCAGCUGUCUUGCAUGUUUGAGAUGGCUUUGGGCCAGAAGGUGAAGAAACAUAUGAGGAGGAAGAAGAAAAAGAUGAAGUUGAGAGAUCUGGAAAGGGUCAUCGUGGUGGAGAUGGGUCCGAUUGAUUACAAGAAGCAGCAGCAUGACCCAACGACACCGUCGUUGUCUGAUAGAUUCAAGUGCAGGACUUGCAAUAAAACCUUCCCUUCGCACCAAGCCCUAGGUGGACACAGGUCAAGCCAUAAGAUGAGCAAGAACGUCCCAAUCAUAACCACCACCGAUGUGGACGACGAUUUGACGAUUGACCCAAGUUCAACCGGAGGAGGAGAAGAAUCGAAGACACAGGCACAGUCGCCCUAUCGCUGCAAAAUUUGCAGCAAGACGUUCCCGACGGGUCAGGCACUUGGAGGGCACCAGAGGUGUCAUUGGACGGGCCUAGCCGAAGCAGUUCAUCCCUCCAGCUCCGUCGCAUCACCGGAGGAGGAUAUCAGUAAGGCAGGGGAGCGUAUGAUGUUAGAUUUCGACUUGAACGAGAUGCCAGCGGCAGCCAUGGAAGAGGAUGAUGAUGAUGAUGUUGAUGAAGAAGUGGUCAAGUCUGUCUGUUUCACUCAAUCUCAGAGUCUGGGCAUCGCCGCCAUUACUACUGCUAAUAAUAGGCCCGGGCAGGUAGCUGCUGAUCAUGCAUGUUCUUAAUUCCAACAAUUGGGCAACUGAGAGCGACCAGAAACCUCUCUAGUUUGUGCAGCUUCCAUGGUUGACUACUACUCAAGGAAUAAGGAAAGGUGAAUUAAUUAGUACUCCAAAACAAAGCUAAUUAAAGGGUUUUAUUUUUUAUUUUAUUUGAUA
Messenger RNA from Macadamia integrifolia, 2842 nucleotides. RefSeq lists its product as uncharacterized. The transcript has a single exon. Lineage: Eukaryota; Viridiplantae; Streptophyta; Magnoliopsida; Proteales; Proteaceae. The record is from RefSeq and is a predicted model, not a curated record. The coding region runs from base 602 to 2689 and encodes 695 amino acids.